UAUUUGUAAAGAUUCAUAUUUGCACGAGGAUAUAGACUGAUGGGUAUUGAGUGAAAUCGGCGAAGUGAAAUUUGGCAAUUGUUUCUGUGGCUUCAACUUUUCCGGGAAAGAAAGAAAGAAAAAAAAAGCUUAGAAAAUUCUUCAAUUUCUUUCUUCUUCUUCACAAAUUCCCGGAAAAGGAUAACCACCGAACCUCCCAUUUCGAGAUAAAACAAUCAAUUUCUUCCGUGUAAGCAAAAUCCAAAUCCAGAACACGAGAAAUUUCUGACCCAUCUAACUUAAUCUCUCGUAGGGUUUUCUAAAAAUUUGGAUUCAAACUUUCAAAAAUGGAUUUCUGGCCGGAAUUUCUCGCUACCAGUUGGGGAAAAGAGUUCGUCGCGGGCGGAAUCGGCGGUGUCGCCGGCAUCGUUUCCGGUUACCCACUCGAUACCCUUCGUAUCCGACAACAACACUCCACCUCCGGGUCGGCCAUCAACGUCCUCCGUAGCAUCAUGUCCAACGGCGGCCCUGCCGCUCUCUACAGAGGAAUGGGAGCUCCACUCGCUUCCGUCACUUUCCAGAACGCCAUUGUUUUUCAAACCAACGCCGUGCUCUGCAGAGCGUUCGAUCCAUCGGCGACAGACAACCGACCACCGUCGUACAAGGCGGUAGCAUUAGGCGGAUUCGGCACCGGAGCAUUACAAAGCCUAAUUUUAACACCGGUGGAGCUCGUGAAAAUCCGUCUUCAAUUACAGGAUUUGGGUUCAUCAACCCACACAGAUCUAAGUUCAUCUCGGCCCGGGCCGAUGCAGGUUGCGAAGAACAUUUUCAAAACCGAAGGCUACAAAGGGCUAUACAGAGGCUUAACAAUCACAAUGCUGAGAGACGCUCCUUCCCAUUGUUUUUACUUUUGGACUUACGAAUUCAUGAGAGAAAAGCUUCAUCCUGGUUGCCGGAAAUCCGGACAAGAGACAUUGAGAACGAUGCUCGUAGCCGGAGGACUCGCCGGCGUCGCCAGUUGGGUUUGUUGCUACCCAUUAGACGUGGUUAAAACCAGACUUCAAGCUCAAUCGAAAUUCACGUUUCAAAAGUACAGUGGAAUUGUGGAUUGUUUCUACAAGAGUGUGAAAGAAGAAGGGUACAGUGUUUUAUGGCGUGGAUUAGGAACCGCCAUAGCUAGAGCUUUUGUGGUGAAUGGAGCUAUUUUUUCAGCUUAUGAACUCAGUUUGAGAUGUCUGUCCAACAAUGGAGGAUUUCAUGCUGAAAACACCAUUUGAGAAGAAAAUGAAGGAAAAGAGAAUUGGGGGUUUUCUUCUCUUUUCCACCAUUUUCCUCCGUUUUGGAUUCCAUCUACUGAUUUAUUUACGUGUGUAAGUAAAUGGAUGAAGAACUUGGUGAGGAAUUGUUCGCACUGUUCGAAUUUUUCUGGACCUUGUUGGAUUAUGUAUUCUGUAACUCCAUUGAUUGGAGUUACAGGAGAGAAAACUGAUGAUGACGACGAAAAAUAUUUAUGGCUUUUGUGAACAACAUUAUUCAAUGUAUAGGAUUUUACUGUCUUUAGCUGCAGGGACAAAGGGAGGAGGAGAAAUGGUGGAAGUGAUCUGAAAACCUCUUCUACAAAAAUUGUCUCUGUUUGUUUUGUUUUUGUUGAAUAAGUUUGAAUUUGUGUAAUAAGACACUAGAAGAUUUGACUCAAGAAUAGAAGAUCUUGGAUGUGUUUUCUUAGU
Molecule: messenger RNA, 1706 nt
Organism: Benincasa hispida (wax gourd)
Lineage: Eukaryota; Viridiplantae; Streptophyta; Magnoliopsida; Cucurbitales; Cucurbitaceae
Product: mitochondrial arginine transporter BAC2-like
Biological process (GO): transmembrane transport
Molecular function (GO): transmembrane transporter activity
Source: RefSeq, a predicted model, not a curated record